UCAGAGUCUCAGUCUCAUUUCGAACGCGUCUGUGCGGGCAUAUAGAAGAGAGAUAAACAGGCAGACCGACUGGGAAGGCGAAACAGAAACAAUUUUCAUAAAAUUAUACAUACCACAAAGUGUUUUAGCACAAACAUUCAAAAAAUUUUGUAUAAUUUUUGUGUUUUGUUCGUUGUUUUUCGUACUUUUGCUGCGUUCACGAACACAAAAAAAAAAAUAAUAAAAAAAAAAAGCUGCGACGUGCGCUAAAAUUAGCGACCGGUGUAUUAUAGGGUGAUGUAUGCUGUAUGAGUCCCAGUCCCAACUGGCUACGCCCCGCCCCUCAGCCGCCUGGGCCCCCGCCCCCCAGCCGCCUCUGAGCAGAGAAGCGCGCCCCAAAUUGCUGACAUUUGUGAAUUAUACAUAUUUCAAAUAGUAUUUGUGCAAAUGAUGUGCUCAAGAUUGCCAGCAAUCGAGUAAACAUAGCAAAAUUAUAAUAAAUAUUUGGAAGAGCAGCACAAAAACGUGAAGUGAAAAAUCAAUCGAUACGCGUGGAAAACAAGGACUAUUGACACAAAAUGCCAGCCUCAAAUACGAUUGUGCUGAGGAGUCUAUCCAUAUUGUUGGGCCUGUUCUUCAUAUUUGUGGGCACGCUCAAGCUGACGCCGCACAUCAGCAAGGAUCUGUACAAGGAUCUGCGCACAGAGUAUGUGAAAUAUGCCAAGGUAUUUCCAUUGACGGCGCUGUUCGGCGUAAAAAUACCCUCGAAAUGGUAUAGACGAACCGUUGGCAUACUGGAAAUUGUUUGCGGCCUGGCCAUGGCCCUAAUACCCUAUCAUAAAAUCAAGAAUGUGGCGAAUGUGCUGCUGUUGCUGCUGAUGCUAUUGGGCAUCUAUCAGCAUUGGAUGGUCAGUGAUCCGUUCGAGCGCUCCGGACCCGCGCUGGUGUUCACGUUCAUGCUGGGCGGCCGUUUGGUUGUCUGGUAUCAGACCAGCCGCAAGGAGGCAGCCGAACUGGCGUCGGUCAAUCCGCCGCAAGCGAAUGGCCUCAAACAGGAAUAAAUGCUGCCGGAGAGUACGAGAACAUAUUUAGUCGAAUCUAAAAAAAGAAUCAACUUAUAGUCGCACCUGUAAACAGCUUUGUUUUAGCACAAUUAGUUGAAUAUCGCGAGCUCAAAUUGGCGCCCUUAAAUACAAUAUACAUACAUAUAUAUACAUAUUAACGAAAUAACACACUCAUUUCUAGUUAUAAAUUAAAUGAACAAUUUUUAUAGAGUAAACGAAAUUGAAAUUGGAGUGUUUUUCUUUUUAAGUUUUUUUUUUUUCACUUUGGUGCCAAAUAAUAGAAUACAUACUCGUACAAUAUAUAUAUAUAAAGAAAUAAUAUACACAUAAAUUAAUUGCGAAAGUGUUCAAGUUAUAAAUUAAUAAACGAGUUAGAGUAUAUAGCAAUAAAGACAAA
Drosophila virilis is the source of this 1440-nucleotide messenger RNA. RefSeq names its product novel acetylcholine receptor chaperone. Gene Ontology annotation, biological process: positive regulation of protein localization to cell surface; chaperone-mediated protein complex assembly. NCBI's taxonomy places the organism in Eukaryota, Metazoa, Arthropoda, Insecta, Diptera, Drosophilidae. The record is from RefSeq and is a predicted model, not a curated record. Gene Ontology annotation, cellular component: endoplasmic reticulum.